Messenger RNA from Physcomitrium patens, 2401 nucleotides. Its product is annotated as NAD-dependent protein deacetylase SRT1. Gene Ontology annotation, biological process: negative regulation of transcription by RNA polymerase II. Gene Ontology annotation, cellular component: nucleus. NCBI's taxonomy places the organism in Eukaryota, Viridiplantae, Streptophyta, Bryopsida, Funariales, Funariaceae. Gene Ontology annotation, molecular function: histone deacetylase activity, NAD-dependent; transcription corepressor activity; NAD+ binding. The record is from RefSeq and is a predicted model, not a curated record.
UAAGGCCCUGGUUUGUUUUUAUAUUGAUGCUUUUGUUUCUUGUGACAUAAGAGCUCCUUUUGUGCUUUGCUCCAUUUGCUGCUGCUGCUGGGAGCGUGGUAUGUUGCAUGACCGCCCAACCCUACCGGCACAUAUAACUGGGUCGCGGUACUUUUGCUCAUCAGGUGACCACGUAUCUCUCUUUUUCUGAGUGUGUUUUUGGUCCCAGUUUGGUGCUGUGCAGAUGGGGAGCUUGAAGAGUCGGUUGUGGGCACCGAAUGGGAGCUCGGUGAUCAAGAAGAAAGGCUCCGGGGUCUAAAGAGAGAAGAUGUCUUCGCUUGGAUAUGCCGAGAAGUUGUCGUAUAGGGCUGAUGUUGGUACAGUGGGAAUGCCAGAGCUCUAUGACCCAGCCGAAGAUCUUCAAUCCAAGAUCGAUAAGCUGGCCCAACUUAUAUCGGAGAGUCGUCAUUUGGUAGCGUUCACUGGAGCCGGCAUUUCGACCUCCUGUGGAAUCCCCGAUUUCCGGGGCCCUAAAGGCAUCUGGACUUUGCAGCAUGAAGGAAAGCCCAUGCCGAAAAUUGAGAUGCCCUUCGAUCAGGCUCGACCAGGCGUUACUCAUAUGGCUCUUUUUGAGCUUCAGCAAGCUGGAAUACUCAAGUUCAUUAUUAGCCAGAAUAUAGAUGGGUUACAUUUACGAUCUGGAAUUCCGAGGUCGCAAUUGGCUGAGCUUCACGGCAACUGCUUUCGCGAAAUAUGUUCUUCCUGCGACAAAGAGUAUUUUCGAGACUUCGAGGUGGAAACUCUAGGAUGUAAACCAACUGGGCGCCGCUGUACGGAACACGAUUGUGGAGGGAAACUCGUUGAUACAAUUGUAGACUGGGAGGAUGCGCUGCCUCCUGCUGAAUUGAGGGCGGCAGAAAAGCAUACAAAGAAGGCUGACUUGGUGUUGUGUCUUGGCACAAGCUUGCAGAUCACCCCUGCGUGUAAUCUUCCUUUGAAAACUGUGCGAGCAGGUGGUAAAAUGGUUAUUGUCAAUCUGCAGGCAACUCCAAAAGACAAGAGUGCAGCUUUGCUGGUCCGAGGACGGGUUGAUGAGGUAAUAUCAGGAAUAAUGAGCCGCCUGCAUCGGACCAUUCCACCAUACGUUCAUAUUGACCGCAUUCUACUUAGCUACUACUAUUACUGGACAAAGAAGAAGAGUGUGAAAUGGUACUUUCGGAUUUCAAGCAUUCAUGGGCAAAAAAUGGCUUUACCUUUUAUCAAAUCAAUUGAGGUAAUGUUUCCAAACAGGCCAGAGUUCAAGCCAGCCGCGUUCGCCAAACCUCCAUGCCUCGUUCGCAGGGAGACCAUGCGGCUGAAAGAACUGGAUGUUGCAUUGAAAUUGCACUUUGCGGAGGGCUGUAUGUGUUCCAGUGGCGACAUUUUUCAAACGUUGUCGUUUGAGGCACCUCCAGAGAAAACCAAAAUAGUGGACGUUGAUCCUAAGGAAGCUUUGAAUAGCCUGAGGUUACGUGCUGUGGAGGAAGGAGUUUGUGGGAUACCAACAUUGAUUAGUGCAAAAGCCUUUCCUGACACCAGCCAAGGCGCCACUAUGGAGUACGGUAUUGUGACGAGAAUAGUUCAGCUUCCCUCUGUCGAGACCACCAAGGAAGAAGAGACUAUCAAGGAAGACCAGACCAUCAAAGAAGAGCAACCCGAGGAGGAAAAGCAGACGGUGGAUGUGGCAAUCUCCGCCAACGGUACAACUACCAAGCGAAAUACACCCAAUAAAGGCGUCCAAAAGAAAGGGGCCAAGCGACGGCGCAGUACUUAACAUCCAAGUCACCUUUGUCAUGCCACGACUAGAACAAUGACAAGCAGAACUUGUCGAGCACAGCAAUCAAAACGCGCUCUUGUGACUGCCAUUGUGGGAUCAGUAAACGUUCUUCAUCGACACAAGACCUCUUCGCUCUGCAAAUGAAACUUACGUCCAUUUCCUUUCUGUGAGCUCACUGUUUGUAUCUCAGCAAGAGGCUGUACAGUCCCUCUAAAAUUAGUAGCACCAUGUUUUUGUGUGAGGAGCUUGCAUAAAAAGUCUUAUCAUGGGCUUCGUUGCACACAGUAGGACUGAUACAGAGAGUGAGACCUAGACUGUUGGAAGCUAGCCUCAUGCAGGUAGUAAACGCGAGAGUUGAAUGAUUAUGUAGACCUUUGAGGUUGCGAUAGAUGAAUGCGAAGUUUAAUCUACACAUGCCGAAUGGCAACUAUUUUUGACAGGUUUAGGCUAAACCGUAAUCCCUGUUUAUUACAGGUUCCAUGCGCGUGCCACAGAGGUCUCAAUGGGACGCUGCUGGACUACCUCAAUUGUACAUUACAAGUUUUGGAUGAAAUGAGCGGAUGCUCUGUGCUUCUCUGAAAGCAACCAGCUUUGUGUUGGAUCUUA